Molecule: messenger RNA, 1383 nt
Organism: Humulus lupulus (European hop)
Lineage: Eukaryota; Viridiplantae; Streptophyta; Magnoliopsida; Rosales; Cannabaceae
Product: cystathionine beta-lyase, chloroplastic-like
Exons: 11
Coding region: 1-1179 (392 amino acids)
Biological process (GO): 'de novo' L-methionine biosynthetic process; transsulfuration
Cellular component (GO): cytoplasm
Molecular function (GO): pyridoxal phosphate binding
Source: RefSeq, a predicted model, not a curated record
AUGCUUAUGAAAGCUCUAAGAUUUACAAAGAAAAGACCAAAGCCUUUAACGAUUGAAAUAGAAUUAUUCAGAAAACGUUUGAUGCGGGACAGAAAGUAUUACUGUAUCAUUCUCGUCUUAAACUCUUUUUUGCCUUCAGCAACAGAAAAUGGUCCUUAUGAUUAUACUCGAAGUGGAAAUCCUACACGAGAUGUUCUUGAAAGCCUUUUGGCCAAACUGGAUAAAGCAGAUCGUGCUUUUUGCGUCACUAGUGGAAUGGCUGCUCUGUCUGCUGUAGCCCAUCUUGUUGGGACUGGUGAAGAGAUUGUUGCUGGAGAUGACAUUUAUGGUGGUUCUGAUAGGUUGCUGUCAAAAGUAAUUCCAAAGACAGGGGUCGUGGUGAAACGAGUUGAUACAACUAGUUUAGAUGAAAUAGCAUCUGCAAUUGGUCCCUGGACAAAGCUUGUCUGGCUGGAGAGUCCCACAAAUCCUCGACAAAUGGUUUCUAAUAUUCGUGAAAUAGUUAAAAUGGCUCAUGCUCAUGAUGCUCUUGUCUUGGUGGAUAACAGUAUAAUGUCUCCUGUAGUGUCACAACCUCUGGAACUAGGAGCUGACAUUGUUAUGCACUCAGCUACCAAGUUCAUUGUUGGGCACAAUGAUGUGAUGGCAGGUGUACUGGCUGUAAGAGGGGAAAGAUUGGCAAAAGAGCUGUACUUUCUACAAAAUGCAGAAGGGUCUGGGUUGGCUCCAUUUGAUUGUUGGCUAUGCUUCCGACGAAUUAAGACAAUGGCUUUACGAAUAGAGAAGCAGCAGAGUAAUGCACAAACGAUUGCUGAGUUUCUAGCGUCCCAUCCAUGGGUGACGAAAGUUAACUAUGCAGGCCUUGUUGAUCAUCCUGGACAUGAUUUGCAUUUUUGUCAGGCUACAGGUGCAGGAUCUGUGUUGAGCUUCUUGACUGGCUCAAUUGCACUAUCAAAGCAUAUUGUCGAAAGUACCAAGUACUUCAGCAUAGCAGUCAGUUUUGGGAGUGUGAAGUCUCUCAUAAGCCUGUCCUGCUUCAUGUCUCAUACUAGCAUACCAGCUGAAGUGUGCCAGGCCCGAGGUUUAACUGAAGAUCUUGUUCGUAUAUCAGUUGGGAUCGAAGGUGUGAAUGAUCUGAUUGCCGAUUUAAACCAUGCACUUAGAACUAGACCUGCAUGACAAUGUUCAUUCUAGUUUGACUGUUAAAGAACAACUACUUGCAUCUGCCGCAAAAUGCGUGCAUAUAUGCUGAAAUUUAUGGAAGCUGUUAGUUUUAGCAGCAAUUCUUAAUAUGAUGUUUUGCAGUCAUCUCCCAAUUUUAUUUCUGUAGCUUUGGAUGACCAAUGAUAGCAAAUAGUUUGAGUGUGAUUCAUUUUGAACCAA